Messenger RNA from Lodderomyces beijingensis, 751 nucleotides. Lineage: Eukaryota; Fungi; Ascomycota; Pichiomycetes; Serinales; Debaryomycetaceae. The record is from the annotation of a GenBank genome assembly.
AUGCCGCAGCUUUUUAACUUGAGUGCCACUUUGAAUGCGUCUAGAUUGCUUUACAACCCCGCGUUAUGUCUUCCGCAUCUCACAGCGCUGUCUUUCGACCAGUUGACGAUACCGUUUCAGAUACCAGAUCGUCCCGAUGUCAGGAUCAAAGGAGUGGUCCUAGACAAGGACAACUGCUUUGCCAGAGACCACGACGAUAAAGUGUGGCCCAACUAUGAAGUACGUAAUAAAAAACAAACAGCGGCAAGACGCUGAUUCCUACGCCGUUGUGUUUUCAAUAGAAUGGUCGCCGCAUACUAACAAGUGGGUACUUUUCUUGCAGCAAGCGUGGAAAAAGUUAACAGACACCUACCCGGCCAGGAAUCUACUCAUUGUCAGCAAUUCAGCAGGAACCGACGAUGACGUUAACCAUGAGCAAGCCCAAGUUCUCGAAUCAAAGACGGGGGUCACGGUUUUGCGCCACAGUGUCAAGAAGCCCGGUUGCUUGGACGAAAUCAAGCGGUACUUUGCUGAUCUCGAUGUGAAACCCAACGAAAUCAUUGUUGUUGGCGACCGGUUGUUUACAGACAUGCUCAUGGCGAAUAUGAUGGGGAGCUGGGGAUGUUGGAUCAGCACCGGGGUGGAAUUGAGCAACAAGAUGUUCCCGAAACUAGAGCGGGAAUUGUACAAUCGAUUGGUUACUUCACGACCAGCGGCGCCCUGGGUUCCACCAACACCAACACCAGCACCUACACCUGCAAAUGCAGAAUAG